AUGAGUGAGCUUCUAUCAUACAUCCUCGAUCAUGAGGAUGCGUUCCGCAGGGCUCGCCUCCCGUCGUUAUAUUCCGACUUCUCCCCGCAGAGGCAAACGAACCCUGACGGCUAUCAUAGCAACGUGGCAGCAUGGCAACGGGCUCUAGCAAACGCUACUCUAUCAGGGCAUGUCCCCUCUUUAUCAGCCAGCUCUACACGCGAAUCACGCCCCGGGAAGGAAAGCCUAUCGCAUAGAAACAACCUCCUAGUUCUGCGAACUAGCAAUGCGCUCAUGGCAGACCUAGAAACACGAGAGUGGGGGAGGCCACUGUCACUGCAAUGUGUCAUUGACGAGGCUUUGCGCAGUGGAAAUAUGAUUCCCCUUGAUAUAUUCUUAAGUAGUCAAACCAGCCCUUUCAGGAGUGGCUGGCUACGAUUCCCAAGUCCGCCCAGCUUGUCCCAGGUCGUUACAUGGGGUAUGAAACAGGCUCGUGGUUUGGUGAUAGGGACAGACAGCGACCACUUGGCUGGCACAGGCAUGCUUCAGACCAACGAUUUAGUGCUGGUCGAUAACCUCAAGCAAGCAGCAAAUCGACUUAUAAAGGGGGUUGUGGGCCACCAUAACUCGAGCGUCGAUCGGAUAUAUUCCAAAGAAAUGUUUAUGAUACAGUUUGCUCAUCUUUUUGGAGAGGAGACAUUACUCUCUACUACCGACUUCAUUGUACUUCUGAAAUACCUAUCACGGGAUCGGAAUGUAAUAUUAUACGAUGGAAAGACAGUAAAAUUCAGAGAUACGAGCGAUACAUCCGAUAGUAUCUCACAGGAGGAUGGAGCAAUCGCCUCCCUUAAGACAAUAAUUGCUCGGCUAACGUUGCAAGUCACAACCCUGGCCGAGAAAAUAAAGAAACUCACUGCAUAUGCACAGAAUGCUCUGGCAAACAAGAACCGAAUCCUCGCUCUAUCGUCCCUUCGAUCAAGGAAAUUAGCGGAACGCAACCUCCAGCAGCGCAGCGAUACGCUGUUGCAGCUCGAAGAAGUAUAUUUAAAAAUCGAACAAGCUGCUAGCCAGGUUGAUAUCGUACGGGUCAUGCAAGCAAGUACAGGGGUUCUGCGGCAGCUAAACUCCCAACUUGGCGGUGUGGACAAAGUUGAGGAUGUAGUCGAAGAGUUGAGAAAGGAAAUGGAGAAUGUGGAUGAAGUUGGAGGCAUUUUGAACGAGGCUGGGCCCGUGAUCGACGAAACCGAGCUGGAUGAUGAGCUGCAGGAGAUGGAAGAUCAAGAGCGCGAAGCUAGGGAGGAUAAGGAAGCUGAAGCGACUCUCCAACGACUAGCAGAGUUGGAGAGAAACCAAGGGGUAAUAAGAACCCCUGCUAGUCAAACCACUGAUGGUGAUUUGGAAGAAAGCAUUGACAAACUGUCGCAGAUGUCAAUCGGUGACAAGCGACCGGAAAAGGCCAAACAGGGCCCCGAGCCUCUGCCACAGACUGCAGAGUAG
Molecule: messenger RNA, 1476 nt
Organism: Arthroderma uncinatum
Lineage: Eukaryota; Fungi; Ascomycota; Eurotiomycetes; Onygenales; Arthrodermataceae
Product: SNF7 family protein
Exons: 5
Coding region: 1-1476 (491 amino acids)
Biological process (GO): late endosome to vacuole transport via multivesicular body sorting pathway; vesicle budding from membrane
Cellular component (GO): cytoplasmic side of plasma membrane; multivesicular body; ESCRT III complex
Source: RefSeq, a predicted model, not a curated record